This is a messenger RNA of Neoarthrinium moseri, 1503 nucleotides long. RefSeq lists its product as uncharacterized. Bases 1 to 1503 code for a protein of 500 amino acids. The record is from RefSeq and is a predicted model, not a curated record. The transcript has 4 exons. Gene Ontology annotation, molecular function: iron ion binding; oxidoreductase activity, acting on paired donors, with incorporation or reduction of molecular oxygen; monooxygenase activity. Lineage: Eukaryota; Fungi; Ascomycota; Sordariomycetes; Amphisphaeriales; Apiosporaceae.
AUGGAGUUCAACUUGUUUCAAUCGCUGUUUCCCAAUGGCGUCUUUCUGUUUGACAUAGCCGGUUUGUUCAUGUCCAUGUUCUGUACCUAUCUUUUUAUAAACGCCAUUUACUUCCUCAGUCUACACCCUCUUGCUAAGGUGCCUGGACCCAAGUUGUGCGCCAUUUCCCGCAUACCGUAUUGGAUUCAGUGUUUCAAGGGCAGCGAUGUGAAAUGGAUCCAUCGCUUACACGUGCAAUACGGACCUAUGUUACGGUUUGGGCCAACUGAUGUGAGCUGUGCUUCCGCCGACGCUUGGAAGGAGGUUCAUGGCCAUAUGAAAGGUCAGAAAGAUAUGGACAAAGCACCGGAGUUCUAUUUGCCGCCUAUCAACGGUGUCCCAAGCAUGCUGACAGCCAGCUUCGAUAAUCAUGCUCGAGUGCGUCGAUUGUUUUCUCCCGCAUUCUCCGAAAGAGCCCUCAAGAAACAGGAACCAGUGUUCCACCGUUAUGUGGAUAUCUUGGUUUCGAAGCUUCAUAAACUCAGCGCCCACCAUGUGGAGAUGACUAGGUUAUACAACUUUGCCACAUUUGAUACCAUGGCAGAUCUCUGCUUUGGGCACCCGCUGGGUUUACUGGAAAAGAAUCAGUUCAGUCCGUGGGUUAAUUCCAUCUUUGAAUCUCUUCAGACGUUACCAUUCCUCGCGAUGAUCUCCUACUACCCGAUAUUUAACGCCAUUUUCACUCGGUUUCAGCCAAAGUCGGUCACACGCCAAAGGAUUGCUCAUUGCAAGCACGCAGAAGAACGAGUCAACCAACGCUUACGGCAGGGCUCAAACCAGCCGGACAUCUGGAAUUUGGUUAUGGAGGCUAAUAACUCGGGAAAGGGCCUCUCUCUCUCGGAGAUGCACUCAAACGCCGAGAUAUUCAUGCUAGCAGGCUCAGAAACCACGGCAACCCUUCUCAGUGGCUUGACCUACUUGCUCCUCACCAACCCGGAUAAAAUGGAACUAUUGUGCAAGGAAGUUCGCAGGACCUUCAAAACUAGUCAAGAUAUCAACUUCGAAGCUACCGCAAGUCUCAGGUAUUUGAAUGCAUGUUUGAGAGAAGCGCUCCGCGUUUACCCGCCUGUGCCAAUAGGCAACCCGCGUGUGGUUCCCCCGGGAGGCCAGGCUGUCCUAGGCGUAUGGCUACCUGCCGAGACCCGCGUGUCAUGCCACCAUUGGUCGACAUAUCACUCAGAAGCGAAUUUCAAGAACGCGGACCAGUUUAUCCCGGAACGGUGGUUAGGGGAUCCUACUUACGCUGGCGACGUGACCGAUGCCCAUCAACCCUUUUCGUGGGGCCCGCGAAACUGCAUAGGCCAGAAUAUGGCUGUGCAUGAGAUGAGGUUGAUCUUCGCUACGGUGAUAUUCGACUUUGACUUUGAGCUUUGUGAUGGAAGCCGUAAUUGGAUAGAGCAGAAGACGUACGGACUUUGGAUGAAAAAGCCGUUGAUGUGCCGUCUUUAUCCCGUUUCUAGAUAG